Molecule: messenger RNA, 8318 nt
Organism: Mus musculus (house mouse)
Lineage: Eukaryota; Metazoa; Chordata; Mammalia; Rodentia; Muridae
Gene: Rlim
Product: ring finger protein, LIM domain interacting
Exons: 4
Coding region: 1190-2992 (600 amino acids)
Biological process (GO): protein ubiquitination; random inactivation of X chromosome; ubiquitin-dependent protein catabolic process
Cellular component (GO): nucleus; nucleoplasm
Molecular function (GO): ubiquitin protein ligase activity; ubiquitin-protein transferase activity
Source: RefSeq, a predicted model, not a curated record
AUUCUAAAGUAAUUUGCCUCAGUGGAUCAGGUGAGAGGGGAGAGUUAUCAACCAGUAUACACUAUUUGGGUGGUUUGCUAUAGAGUUUCUAUUUCAUCUAGUAAUAUUCUUGGUGUAAGUUGAGAAAUUUACUUAAAAGAAAAGUCAGUGCCAUGGUGGCCCACAUCUGGAAUCCUGACAGUUGGAGGACCAGACACAGGAAGAUCAUCACAACUUGAGCCCACCAGAUCUAGAUAGUGAAUUCCAGACAAGAUAGUAAAAUCUUGUUUCAAAAAAAAAUAAUCAGGAGUCUUUUUAAAGAAACAGCUUAAUAACAAAUUCUUUAGAAAUGAUAGGCUGAGCUGGGCAGUGGUGGCACGCAUCUUUAAUCCCAGCACUUAGGAGGCAGAGGCAGGAGGAUUUCUGAGUUCAAGGCCAACCUGGUCUACAGAGUGAGUUCCAGGACAGCCAGGGCUACACAAAGAAACUGUCUCGAAAAACCAGAAAAAAAAAAAAGUUAGGCUGAUAUUUUUCAGUUGAUUAACAUUGUAAUAAGGCUUUCAGGAAGAGGAGACGAGUGGAGCAUUUGCAUUUAUAAAAUUGCAUUCCAUGUACUUUUUCCAUAAUCCUAAAGGACUGGGAAAUAGAACUACCUCUUGGACUAGCAUCCUGUUCCUUUGAUUUACUCUAGAGUGGGUAACAUAAAAAAGUAAAAAAAAUAAAUAAAUAAGGUUCUGGACUUUGAAGUCACUGUCUAGGAAGAGGCCAUUCUGUUUUGUAGGUAUACUUAUCUAACAUGGAGAUUUCUAAAUCCUUGGGGCCCAGUUAAUACAGUACUUUGAAGUUUUGAUAACCAAUGCUCAGACAGUAAUAGUUGCAUUGUUUUUUCCUUCAUCAUUUAUUUCACCUUUGAAUAGGGAUAUUUCCUAGAUAGUAUAUAAAGCAGUUCAUCUUUCCUCCUUCAGUUAACUGAGGUGUUUUUCAAAGAUGGUUAUCUUGUUUAUGGGUGUAUAUGGUUUUGAACAUAGUAUUUUCCACCUGAAAUUUGUAAUUGUCAAUUUCACUCUAGAUUUUCUCAUAUUAAACUUGAGAUUUUUAUUCCAUUAAUUACAGCAGCACCAAUAGAUGUGUGGAACAAAUAUCUGUAGUAGACAGCAGCAUAAUUGUCUGUCUGCAUGUGCUUAAGAUAAUUUUCCACUUGAUCACCAAGAUGGAGAACUCAGAUUCUAACGAUAAAGGAAGUGACCAGUCUGCAGCUCAGCGCAGAAGUCAAAUGGAUCGCUUGGAUCGGGAAGAGGCUUUCUAUCAAUUUGUGAAUAAUCUCAGUGAAGAAGAUUAUAGACUUAUGAGAGACAACAAUUUGCUGGGCACCCCAGGUGAAAGUACUGAGGAAGAGUUGCUCAGAAGACUACAACAAAUUAAAGAGGGUCCACCACCACAGAGCCCCGAUGAAAAUAGAGCUGGAGAGUCUUCAGAUGAUGUGACCAACAGUGAUUCUAUAAUAGAUUGGCUUAACUCAGUCAGACAGACUGGAAAUACAACAAGAAGUGGUCAGAGAGGAAACCAGUCCUGGAGAGCAGUGAGCCGGACUAAUCCAAACAGCGGUGAUUUCAGAUUCAGUUUAGAGAUAAAUGUUAACCGUAACAAUGGAAGCCAAACUUCCGAGAAUGAAAGUGAACCAUCCACUAGGCGUCUUAGUGUAGAAAACAUGGAGAGCAGCAGCCAAAGGCAAAUGGAAAAUUCUGCAUCUGAAUCAGCAUCGGCCAGACCUUCUCGAGCGGAGCGCAAUUCAGCUGAAGCAGUAACAGAAGUGCCGACCACCAGAGCUCAGAGGAGGGCAAGAAGCCGGAGCCCAGAGCAUCGGAGAACCAGAGCAAGAGCUGAAAGAAGCAGGUCCCCUCUGCAGCCAACAAGUGAAAUUCCACGAAGAGCUCCGACCUUGGAGCAGUCUUCGGAAAACGAGCCUGAAGGAAGUUCUAGAACCCGGCACCAUGUGACCCUGAGACAGCAGAUAUCUGGACCGGAGUUGUUAGGUAGAGGUCUUUUUGCAGCUUCUGGAUCAAGAAACCCCUCUCAGGGGACAAGCUCUUCAGACACAGGUAGCAAUAGUGAAUCCUCAGGAUCUGGCCAAAGACCUCCAACCAUAGUUCUUGAUCUUCAAGUAAGAAGAGUUCGUCCUGGAGAAUACCGGCAGAGAGAUAGUAUAGCUAGCAGAACUCGAUCAAGAUCUCAGGCUCCGAACAACACAGUUACUUAUGAAAGUGAACGUGGAGGUUUUAGGCGUACCUUUUCCCGUUCUGAACGUGCAGGUGUGAGAACCUAUGUGAGUACUAUCAGGAUUCCUAUUCGCAGAAUCUUAAAUACUGGAUUAAGUGAAACUACAUCUGUUGCAAUUCAAACCAUGUUAAGGCAGAUAAUGACAGGCUUUGGUGAGCUAAGCUACUUUAUGUACAGUGACAGUGAUUCAGAGCCUAGUGCCUCAGUCUCCAGCCGAAAUGUGGAGAGAGUAGAGUCACGGAAUGGAAGAGGGAGCUCUGGUGGCGGUAACAGCUCUGGUUCCAGUUCCAGCUCAAGUCCUAGCCCCAGUUCAAGUGGUGAAAGUUCCGAGAGUAGCUCAGAGAUGUUCGAAGGCAGUAGUGAAGGAGGCUCGUCUGGCCCAUCCAGAAGAGAUGGUCGACAUAGGGCCCCAGUCACAUUUGAUGAAAGUGGCUCUCUGCCAUUCCUUAGUCUGGCUCAGUUUUUUCUUUUAAAUGAAGAUGAUGAAGACCAACCUAGAGGACUCACUAAAGAACAGAUCGAUAACUUGGCAAUGAGAAGCUUUGGUGAAAAUGAUGCAUUGAAAACGUGUAGUGUUUGCAUUACAGAAUACACAGAAGGCAACAAACUUCGUAAACUACCUUGCUCCCAUGAGUACCACGUCCACUGCAUCGACCGCUGGUUGUCUGAGAAUUCCACCUGUCCCAUUUGUCGCAGGGCAGUCUUAUCUUCUGGGAACAGAGAAAGUGUUGUGUGAUGAGACCAGAACUCUGAGCUGUGUAGCUGGAAUAGUGAUGGGCAAACAAAUCACCUGCUUUAUGUCCACUUUUUUUUUUGAGUGGUGCUUAAAAUAUAAAGUCACAAGCUGAAUUGAGUCAUUGCUUUCUUAGGGUAUCAUGCCUUUUCUCUAGUUUCUCUUUCAGGAUGGAAAGAAUAUUUUAAAAACAACAUUUUAGGACUUAAACAUUUGAUUUCGGUACCAGAUGAAUUGCUAACCUGUUACUGAUAAUUUACCCAUGUCCACUUGUCAGUUUUUCCUUUGUUGUCUUAAGGGCCGCCUUAGCAGUGGCUCCUUUCUAUAUUCUAUAUCCCAUUGACCUCUUUUGAAAGUUUCCCAGGCCAUAAGAGAGGCAUGAAGAAAGUCCCCACUCAAGACUAAGUUCCAUUCUUUGUUUUGAAAGUGAUUAACUAAAACUAUACCAUUCCCAGUUAUUGACACAAAUUCAUUCACAUUCUGAAUAUUGUUUGUUCACCUUCCAGAGUAGGUGAUGAUGGACAUAUCAGUGUAAAUAACACUAAACAGUUAGGAUCUUUUAAAUGUAUUAACUGUCCUAAGCCCAUCACUGUGGCACACAAUAGAGCGAAUUUAGAGUUUAAUUGAGAUAUUUAUCUUGUGGAAAUAUUAAAAAGCCUAUGCUUGUGUAAGUGAAAAAAAUCACAUUCAUUUGUUUAAAAAUGUAAAGCUAUUUUGUAGAGGCUCAGUACUUUUCCAAUGCACUGUUGUAUUAAUGCAUUCAAAAUUGUAAAGUACCAUGCUUAGAAAUGAGAACUGCUUUUUUGUGAGCCAGCAUAGUAAAACAAACACACCAAACAAAGUACGAAGCUGCUUUUGUAAGUGUGUAGAUGUCAAGAGCAGAACAUAUCUAUAUUUAGUGUAUUUGUGAACAGCUACUGUGACAUGAAAAGGAAAGGACCGUGCAGAACCCAGCUGCAUUGAAGACCAAUGGAGAGCAUGUAUUUUAACUUGGAUUUAGGCAGGAAGUGAUACAUGAUGGUGAAGAAAACGGCCCUGAAGAAUGGACCAUAUUCAUGAAGACAGUAAGUAAUACAGACGUGAACUGGAUUCCUACAGUGAGAGCCACAGCAGCCCGACCCACUGUUCUGUUUGAAUAGAUGAAGCAGAAGAUGAGUACAUUUGGCAGAGCUUUCUUGGGUGUUUGAAAAAGAAGCCACUACUACCUAGUACAAGUUAAAUUGAUGUCUUUACAAUCUGCUCCUCAAAAACAAGUAGAGGAAAGAGACUUAAGCCAAUUUUAAAGUAAGGUUUUCAGUUGGUACAGAUGUGUGUGCUAUUGGAAAUGUCUCGGAUUUGCUUGUUUGAGACCUUCUAAGGUACCAGUGCACACUUAGUUGCUUAUUUCACUCUUAUGUCUAGCAGAUCUAAUGGGCCACAAAGACCUGUUGUGAAUUAAGAGAUUUUUAUUUUUUAUUGAAAGGAAGUCAUGUUGGGUUAUUUGAGAUUCAAAUUUUAAUUGUGUUGCCGUAUUUGAAGAUAAGGUGGCUGUCUCAUAUCUGUGAACACGCACUUUAUUGUUGUUUUGUAGGAAGAAUAGAUUGUGAUAACCCCAGUACUCUUGCCUCAGGUGGGUUUUUUUUUUUUUUUUGAGGCUGAUUGGGGUUAAGAUUAGUUUGGCUGUGGAGCAGAUCUGUAAAAUGUUUCUCUCUGGGGAAAGCUAACAGGCCAGAAGAGACCUGGAUUGAGCAUAUACAAUCUUGGUCUUUAACCAAAUGAGCUAACUACCCAGGUUAGUCCAGUACUCUAGAAAAUGUUUUACACAAAUCUGCUUUAGGAAUUACCUGCUUACCCUCACUGAUAUUGCCUUAGCAGUAAAGAUUAUUUCAAAGUACAUUCUUUCAUGUUUUCUUCUGGCUUUCAGUCCUACCUAAGUAUUAAGGAAAGUAAAUUGUAAAUAUCGUAGUUGUUUACAAAGGAUAUGUACUGCUCUUGCAAGGAAAUAAUGUCCAAACAAAGCUUCACUUAUUUUUUUUAAUAGAAGCAUAUUUCACUGUUUAUGGCGCUUAUGUAAUACAUUUUUAUCUUUUUAAAAAGAAUUGUCCAUGUAAAAGUCAGGGUUCCUUUAUAUUUGUGAGCCUCCUUGUCACCUUUCCCUGGUUUUCGGAUCUGCAGGAUAGUCCUGGUUAAGUAAAAAUACAUCCCGUUUUCCUCUUGAUAAAAUGUUCCAUUGUAGAGGGAUUCAUUUUCUAUAGCUCAAAAACAGCUGCAGCACAUUCUAAACACAGUGAUGGACAGCAGGCACCUCCCUAACCUCCCCAAAUGUAUUACUCAUCUCUGAAGUAUUGAAGUUAGAGGGAACUCAAUCAGGAUACUGGUUAUGAAUGUAGAUGUUGAAGCUAUUCAAAAACACUGGAAGUCAGUCUUUACAUUUCUAGCCUUGUUUGAUCUGCAUGUGGACUAUUUCAAGAAGCACUCGUAGACAUUGGGCUGUCUAGAAUGGAUACAAGUAUUUUUAGUGGGAGUUGCUUUUUUUAUUUUGGUGUCCACAGCUAUUCUAUAUUACUAGUUGCAGCUGUUAAAGAUGAGGUUGUUGGUGUAGGUGUCAGGUGUGCAAUGAAGAACAGGAAUCUUGGUUUCCUCACCAGUGUCCAAAUGCCUAUUCUUGAGGGAACAUUUUCUUGCGAAAGACUUUACAUUUCGUUUUGGAUCUUCGCACUUUUUCUUUAUUACAGAAAGGUUCUGUGUUUAAGACCUACUUUGAACUUCAUGCAGUAAUGUUGGGGGAUUACAUUGUUCAAAGCAUAGGGGAAAGUACUAAAGCCUGAUUUUCCUUGAAUUUUUAAUUGUUUUAAUCCACUUACUAGUGUAAAGGUUUGCAGUGUUUUAUUUUAUUCCACACAGCUUACAAUGUUGAGAUUUAUUAGUGCUGAAAACAAAAUUUAACAUGUUAAGAAUGGCAGGCUGUUUGUAGUAACCAUGCAGAAUAAGCUGUGGUGGGAAUUUGGAACAUUUUCUCUGAAAAAGAACAUGUUAGUUGCACUGCCCUGACCUCCAUAUAAAUGGAGGUGGCUUUGGUGGGGAGAGGGAGAAGGCUCACAUGCUAGUGUUGGAACAGGUAAUUGUCAGUUUGAUAACAAAAGGUUAGUGCCAGGAGAUGCUCGGUCUCUAGGGCACAGUUGUUAGACUCCAUCCAAGCUAGGGAACUGGUUUGCUCUGUUACCUUAAGCAAUAUUUUGCUUUGUUUUUGUUUUUGUUUUUUUUUCUCCUGGGAAAACUUUGUUUCUGUUCCAAGUAUUCUCUGCUUUUAUCAAUGUCUUAUAGUUAUGAAGGGUUAGCAUUUAGCACAUUUUGUAUUUAACCACCUGCUUCUAUGAAUGAGUCUCCAGAUAACCAUGUGAUAAAGAGGUCUAUGUUACAAAAUGACUGUUAAAGGCCAUUUCUGACAGUUUGCUAGAAUACAGUGGCACCUUGUGGUUGACUUUUUUUUUAACAGAUGGAGGAUAGUUCUUUUGUGAAAGGAAAUAAUUUGUAAUCUGCCUUAGCUGAUUUAAUGUUUUUUCUUACUGGCUUCCGUGUCACACGUCUUAACCAAAAAUAUACAGUACCUGGAAGCCAUGUUGCAGGGCACUUAGAUUCUUGGCUAAUCUAAGAUUUUUCACUCUCUGGAAGUAUUCUUUCUAUACCUGUGUAACGAGGUGGAGAAGGCACAUGUGAAGGUGUUUCUUUUUCCCCUUUAGUACAGUUCAAUAUGUCUAAUGCACAGUAACAGUGUUGUUAUUGAGUUAACUAGUAAAUGGUUCUUCUAAAAAAUUUUUUUAAGUGUAUGUUGAUGUAUCAUGGGAAGUUAAAGUGCAAGAUCUGGGGAAAGAAUAUUUUUAAGUUCAGUUUAAUAAAAACAGUUGUGAGCUCAAUCAAUAGCCACCCUUUAAAUUUUUUAGCAUUGAGUUACCUUUCUUGAGGUAAGAUCUUGCUGUGUGCUCACAGCUGGCCUGGAACUCUGUGGACCAGGCUGGCUUUAGAUUUGUGGCAGUCCUUGUGCCUCUGCCUCUUUCUUGAAUGUUAGGAAUGCAGGUACUUAGCACUCAAAUUCACCUUCAUUGGAACAUUUCUAAAAUACUAUCCAACACUCCAGGAAGUGGCCUCCUGUAAGUCGCCAUAGUUUGUAUCUAAAAGCCCACAGCUUAGAAUAGAACUACCGGGGUUUUUGUUUUUUGUUUUUUUUUAAGUAUCAGGUUUAUGAUUUUUUUUUCAUGUCCAUGUAGAUGUCUGGAUUCAAAUCUUAAAAAGGUUACCAACCACUCAAAAUUACAGUGAGAUACAUGGGACAAUUUGCUUUGGGUAUUUUGAGAGGGUCUUGUUUUGUAGCCCAGGCUGGCCUGGAAUUAGUGAUCCUCCUGAUGACUGGGAUUAUAGUUAUGUGUCACCCCAACCCAGCAAGGAUUUGUUUACUGAAGUCCCACAGCUGCUUUAUAAUCAUUUGGGAAAGCAGCUAGAGAUGCGCAGUGAAAGUGAACCCUGUCAUACAUACCACUGUGCCUUGUUUCAAGGUCUGUCUUAGUUCUCAUUCUCAAGAUUGUUUCCAGUUGCAAGUUAGAGGCAAGCCAGCUAGCUGCCCAGCCUUAACUCUGUUCAGUGCCCUGUUACUAACAUUUUUUAACAGAUUGGUUUCUACAUGUUUAAAGUAUCCAGCGUUGGAUUUUACCUCUUGCUAGUUCCAUUUGUCCCUGGUGCUGCUUUUAAAGGUAUAGGGCCCUGUGAAGUGUCCAGUGGAGUAGGUACGCAGUUGGCCUGGUUAUAUGGAAAAGCUGCUUUGGAAUAGAUGUUUACUUGGGUUCCUGUGCAGAACUGGGCAGCAAUCCUGGAAAGCUCUGUAAAGCCCAUAAGAAAGGAUUUGAAGAGGGCUGCGCUUAAGUCUUUGAACAUGAAGCACAUGUGUGCAUGCUGUCAAAAGACUGGAGUGAUUGUCAUACCAGGGCCUGACCUCCAGGAGACACUUUGAAAAGGCAACAGAGGAGCACCAAGGGAAGUGAAUUUGCUUGGCUUGCUUUGUCUGCUUUCUCGUUUCCUUACCAUUUGCACCUGAAAGAAACACCCUUCUCCGGUAUCUGAUCCAGCAAACUUGGUUGGGAAACCCUGUGUUGAAUUUUGAGAAUGUACCCAACUUUUUGUACAGCGCUUUACACCUGCUAAAAUUUACCUUGUUUAAUGCAGAAAGAGACCUUGAAAGGUCAGUCAUGAAAUCUGGUUUGAUUAUUAAUAGCUAUCUUUUAGGAAGAAGCUUUUUCCCUAUGUACGAUGUCAUACUGCAGACUUAAAAUAUAGACUAUCAAUAAAAUGCAUGAAGUGA